AUGAAUUUUCCAAGUUCACACGAAACAAAGUCAAGAUCCUCGGACGUCGGCGUUGGCCUGCAGCCACGGACACGUGGCGCUGACAGUCGAGUGCGGGGUUCGAGUAGACCGCUGCACGCGUUGCUCGCCGGUCGCGGAGUAUUCUUUUGGCACGCCGCGCGGCAGGGCCAUGCGGGGAAAAUGACAACACGGGGCAUAAGGCGGAAGAAGUCGUCUCUCUCCGAAGUCAAAGUGGCGGUUAUAGGGGCACCGUCAGUUGGAAAAAGUGCGCUUACAGUGAGAUUCUUAACGAAGCGGUAUAUCGGCGAAUAUGAUCACCAACAAGAAAGCAAAUAUAAACAUGAAGCCCUGUUGGACGGUGAACCUAUUUUGUUUGAAAUACUCGAUACUUGUCCGAAGAGCACGGAAGAGUUACCCGGCAGCGAAAUAGCGCAAUGGGCAGACGGGCUAUUUCUCGUUUAUUCCAUCACCGACAGAGAGUCGUUCAAUUACGUGAGAAGAGCGAAACAGCGUUUGCAGCCCGACAUUCCUUUAACACUGGUUGGAAAUAAGGCAGAUAUGGUGCAUUUGCGACAAGUGAGUCCAGAAGAAGGUGAAAUACUGGCGAAAGAUUUUGAAUGCGGCUUCGCUGAGGUAGCAGCGGCUGAACAAGUAAAUCAAGUUGGUGAGGUCUUCCACGAGCUUUGUCGUGAGGUCCUCACGAACCGGCGGCGAGCAAAGCAUAGCCUCCUUGAUAGAAUGCUGGGUUCUAAGACGGCCUAUCGCGUCUAUUCUAGAGGGAAAAGUGACAGUGCCUUGCCGAAAGAUUAG
This is a messenger RNA of Leptosia nina, 810 nucleotides long. The record is from the annotation of a GenBank genome assembly. Lineage: Eukaryota; Metazoa; Arthropoda; Insecta; Lepidoptera; Pieridae.